UAUGGAGUGUGGAAAGAAUUUCAGAUUUAGUGGAGCCCUUAGAACACAUGAAGAGACUCACAUAAGUAAAAAACGAUUUAAAUGCAUGGAUUGUGGAAAGUGUUUCAGUCAGAGUGCACACCUUAGAACACAUCAACGGACUCACACAGGGGAGAAACCAUUCAAAUGUAUGGAGUGCGGAAAGAGCUUCAGUGACAGUUCAAGACUCCAUUUACAUCGACGAACACACACAGGGAAGAAACCAUUUAAAUGUAUUCAGUGUGGAAAGAGCUUCAGUCAGACUGGAAACCUUAGAAUACAUCAACAGACUCACACUGGGGAGAAGCCAUUUAAAUGCACGGAGUGUGGAAAGAGCUUCAGUCAGAGUGGACACCUCAAUAUACAUCAACGGACACAUACAGGGAGAGAUCAUUUUAAUGAAUGGA
Molecule: messenger RNA, 425 nt
Organism: Podarcis lilfordi (Lilford's wall lizard)
Lineage: Eukaryota; Metazoa; Chordata; Lepidosauria; Squamata; Lacertidae
Source: the annotation of a GenBank genome assembly